AUGGAUGUAUUGCCGUUGGCCUCGGAGCCAUCAGGCGAGGCAUUGUUUAGUUACGCUGACAACUCGAAUUAUACAAAUAUGACGGAAAAUGAAACAUUAAACCAGACUAUUGUCCGAGACCUAUUACAAGACCAUAUUUUAGAUUACAGGAUGUUUCCCAGUAGGGUUACGGUUUUGCUUGUGAUUUUAUAUAUCCCGGCAUUUUUCGCUGGAAUAAUUGGUAAUGGAAUGCUGGCCUAUAUCGUCUGCACAAACAAACGCUUACAGAAUGGAACAAAUCUGUUCCUAUGCAACUUGGCGGUAGCCGAUCUGUUUGUGACAGUAAUCUGUAUCCCAGUGGCUGUUGGACAGGCUCUUUACAGAAUAUGGAUUUAUGGAGAGUUCAUGUGCAAACUCACCGGAUUCUUGCAAGGGGUAACCGUUGCAGCGAGUGUAUUUACCAUAGCGUUACUCAGUGUAGACCGCUUCCUUGCCAUUCGCCAUCCACUCGUCUUCAGAAGACUAAGUACGAACGCAACAGCCAUAAAACUGCUUCUGAUUGUCUGGAUACUCGCCAUUAUCCUAAUGGUACCACUGUUCAUCAUUCGCCAGAUAUCCGUGAUGGACCUAAUUCCUGAGGAACCCGUUCAUUUCUGCAGCGAGAUAUGGAGCGAGGAUUACCACCGUCAGCAGUACGAUGUAGCGCAGUUUGUGGUGGUCUACAUUAUACCGGGUGUAAUGAUCUGCGUCUGUUAUGGCGCUAUUGGCAGCGAGCUAUGGAAAGAGGACAAAGACCUGCAUCGAGCAGAGUCCGAGACUGGCCAAGGUCUGGCCAAACAAGUCAUGAAAGGCCGUAAACGCGUUGCUAAAAUGUUAAUUGCCCUGGCUGUUUUAUUCGCUGUUUGUUGGCUGCCGUACCACACAGUGAGCCUGUACUUGGACUUUCACCCAGAGGAGAAUAAACUCUUGGUGGCUUUACCAUACACUAUCUUUCUUGGACAUUCAAACAGUGCCUUGAAUCCAAUCCUGUACUUUUGUUCCAGCAAAAGUUUUCGAGGUGUUCUAUUCAGAAUGUUCAAAUGUAAACAGAAACCAUUUAAACAAACCAGAAGGGAAAACGUGGUAGUAAGGUGUACCCGAAACAACGCCGGCACCACAACAACAGCGUUAACCAGACGGCGGUGUAUGCGGCUCUCCAGUAACACGAGUUUGAAGUCUUCUUCUGGAACACUACGAACAAGUUACAAAUCCACCCGAAAUUCAUCCUCGAAUCGACAUAAUGGUCAAUAUCAACACUACACUCAAAGUCCACGGAACAGUUUCAAGGACAAACUAAUACAAGAAAACAGAGAUCUUAUUCAUAAAAACAAUGACAAGAAUAAAUCACCGAUUUGCGCAGACGUACGGAUAAUCGAACCAAACGAAGAACAAAACGACAUUGUAAACACCAGUUAUCAUAAAAAGGCUUUCAUGGAGGCCACAAUCAGUAUCCCUACCACCAUCAACGAAGAGAGCAGUCGACAUAACUCUUUGGUACCUGUGCCUAAAAUAACACCGACAGCCAGUAUGGAAGCGAUUCACGAGGAAUCUGCGGAGGUGUCGUCUGCUAACAACAUGGGAGACGGAAAUAAAGACAGCGAUGACAUUCCCAUGUUGACUAUUGCUGUUGUCACAACAUCUGACUCUAAUGAUACCUGCUCGGAUUCACGGAACAAAAGUUCCAAUCAAAUAAACCAACUUCAGAUCGAAGCAAAUGUAAAUGUUCAAUAG
Molecule: messenger RNA, 1749 nt
Organism: Mya arenaria
Lineage: Eukaryota; Metazoa; Mollusca; Bivalvia; Myida; Myidae
Product: QRFP-like peptide receptor
Exons: 5
Coding region: 1-1749 (582 amino acids)
Biological process (GO): G protein-coupled receptor signaling pathway
Cellular component (GO): membrane
Molecular function (GO): G protein-coupled receptor activity
Source: RefSeq, a predicted model, not a curated record